AUGUCCCACAGUCUUUGCGAAGCAGAAAUAAAGAAGUUUGAGGAUAGCAUACAGUAUUGGUUCCUGACGCUUCCAGAGACUAAUGAGUACAAGUUCUUUAGAAAAAGAUUGGCUGAUGUUCGUAAGCAUAAGACACUCAGUAGUUCAGUCAAACCUGAAGCUGUAGAUAAUUGCAAAUCAGAAAUUGAUGAAUUUAUCCCCACCAAAAGACGUCGCUCCAGAUGGGACGAAGAAACCAAUGAACCUAAAAUAAAUGGAUCAGUAAAAGAUUUCUCGGAUGGCUCUUUGGCUUCUGCGAUUGCACUAGCAAAAGCUGCUGCAGCUGCUGCAAAAACUCAAGGAACUACUUCUAAUCCAAAUCAGUUCACAGGCGGUGUUGUACUUACACCUGAGCAAGCUGAACAAAUACGUUAUCAAAAGGAACUUCAAGCUAUGCAAGAGUUUAUUUUAGCACAAAAACGAUCAAAGUCUAAAGAGGAAGAACUUAUGAAUCGAAUUGAGGUUAUCAAAUAUGAGUAUGAUUCCGACGAGGACUGUGAAAAUGGAACAUGGGAGCAUAAAUUAAGACAAGCGGAAAUGGAGGCAACCCGAGAAUGGGCUCAGAAAUUAACUGAAAUGGGUCAUGGAAAACAUCAUAUUGGGGACUUUCUACCACCGGACGAAUUAGAGCGUUUCAUGGAAACUUUCCGUUUAUUACACAUGUCACUACGGGGAAUCAACCGUCAUAAAGGCACGAACAACUCGACUGUUGAUGACGUAUUUGUAAAACAGGAGAAAUUCAACAAUCGUUGGAACCGUUUGUCUUUUGAUAAAAUCGAAUGCUUUGGGUGUUCACCUUCAUGGCCAUCGGAACAGCUGUUAAAGAAUCCUAUUUUUCUUUUCUGUUUUUACACAUCCUGUAUAUGUCGAUACCUAAUAGGCUUUAAUA
Molecule: messenger RNA, 928 nt
Organism: Schistosoma curassoni
Lineage: Eukaryota; Metazoa; Platyhelminthes; Trematoda; Strigeidida; Schistosomatidae
Source: the annotation of a GenBank genome assembly